Messenger RNA from Haemorhous mexicanus (house finch), 2767 nucleotides. It is a transcript of the gene IQCB1, whose product is annotated as IQ motif containing B1. Gene Ontology annotation, cellular component: cilium. The record is from RefSeq and is a predicted model, not a curated record. Gene Ontology annotation, biological process: cilium assembly. Gene Ontology annotation, molecular function: calmodulin binding. The transcript is spliced from 15 exons. Lineage: Eukaryota; Metazoa; Chordata; Aves; Passeriformes; Fringillidae. Bases 667 to 2373 code for a protein of 568 amino acids.
CCUCCUCCCGCAGGGGAGAGCGCUGGUUGGCGGAGAGAGGCCGCGACCACACAGCUGCGAGGGGAGGGGGGCGUGGGGGAGCCGUCGCGUUGGAGACGGCGGGAUCGGCGUUCUAAUCCCCCCUCCCUCCCCCCACAGUGGGGGAGCCCCCGCGCGGCGGUGAGAGGGGUCGGGGGUGCGUGCGGGUCCCCUCAGAGCGCCCGAGGCGGCCCCGCGGCCUGGGGGCUUCGCGGCACCGGCGCCGCCGCUCCCGGGGACAGUGACGCCGGUGGGAAAGGGCACCGCUCCCUCUGCCCUUUCCCCGGCCUUGGGUGAGGGGCAGUCCUGCAGCCCGAGGCUUCCAGCUGCUGCUGCAGGAGCUGGGAUGAAGUAGUUGAGUGAGGACCCCGCGCCUUAACAUAAAAAGGAAAGAGGCUGGAAUCGAUGGUCCUGUGCGCUUCCGGCUGUUCCCUAUGGCAGCCACGGACCCCCAGGUCCUGGCCUUGGCUGCUCAGAUCACUGAGAGCAGAGAACAGGACAUCCCCCUGCUGCUGCUGAAGUUAAAGGCCACUGCUCAUAGGAAUGGUUGAAACAAGUCAGGUCCUGUUCUAAAUUGGGAUGUAAUUAUAAGGAAGCUAUAUGUUUCCCAGUGGCUGUGGUUUUAUCUGACCUAGGAAAUUCAUACAAAUGGUUCAUAUCCCAGGAAUUUUAAGCAGUCCUUCCUUAGGAUGUGAAGAAUCAAAUAAAAUUAAGCAAGAUAUAUACGGUUAUGGUCUUACUCAGUACUGCUUGCUGGUCCUUAAGCAAGACCACUCUCAGCUGCAUGGAGCCUGGGCUACUGCUGCCCAGCUAGCAGAGAUACUAAGUCAUUGUUGUGUAGGGCUAGAGGUGAAAGAAGAUCCUGAGGAAUUUUACAGGAAGUUUCUUCCUUCAGUUAUAGACAGCCUGCUGGUUUUGGGAAAACGCUUGCAAGUACGAUUUAUCCGAGCAAUCAAGGAUAAAGAAAAACAAGACUUCUUACACUGGUUCCAAAUAGUAACUAAUGCCAUCUGCUGGCUGUUCGGUGGGCAUAUUCAACUAGCAGCAUGUGUACUACAAAAUGAUCGCUUCCUGCAGUUGUUAAUAACAGAUGAUGUUGAAACAGCAAUUGUAAUGAUGUCUGUGUUAAACAAUAUUUUGAGGAUCAAUAGUCCUGUCUUGCUUCAAGUUGAAGAAGAGACCCUUCACUCUGUUUUGGAUGAACUUGUUUAUAAGCUUUCCUCUACCACCAAUCCUGCUGUAGGAAGUGCUGCCACAAAACUGCUGUUGUUAAUGGCAAAAUCUUGCAAACAGCUUGUGCGGUUAUUCACGGCUCGCUACAAAGGAUUAAAAGGGCUUUUAAGUAAACAGUGGACAGGCAAAGGAUUUGACAGGGAGGUCAAUCAACUCUUGGACCUGCUGUAUUUGGAACAAUCCAGUGGAAAAGGAGAAAUGCAGAAGCAGCAUGAAGCAGCUUGUAUAAUCCAGGCAGCGUGGCAGGGAUUUCAGACAAGGAAAAGGCUGAAAAAGCUACCCCAAGCAGUGGUCACUUUACAGAGAAGCUUCAGAGCUAAAAGGGAACAGGAGCUGCAGCACUUAACAAAACAGAAGGAGGAUGAAGCUCUAAAACUGCAAAUGCAACUUCAGAGACAGAGGGCCAUGAGACUCUUCCAUGAACGGCAGCUGGCCUUACUGGAAGUUGUCCAUGCCAGUCAGGUGAAUAAAUACAUGCAGGAAAUGGAGGAGAAAUCAGCAUUAACUAUCCAGAGAUUCUGGCGAGGGUAUAGAGCAAGAAGAAUUUUUCAUCAGCAGAAACAAUCUCUUAAGGAGUAUAAGGCAGCUGUCAUCAUUCAAAGAGCAGCUUGCAAAUUCUUGGAGAAACGAAGGAGGAGAAGACCUCUCUCUCCUUGGAAAGAACCCAAGGGACUGACUGAUGAGCAGAGACUAGCUUUGCAGCAGAAGGUGGAUGACUACCUCAAAUUGCAUCCGGCUUCCCAAAUGUCAGAAGAAACGAGUAAAGAAUUGCAUAUGCAGGCUCAGGCAAAGCUGGCACAGUUCCUGCUGAGGAACAGGCUGGAUCAGAGAGCAGCGCAGCGGAGAGAGGCUUUGCUGGCUCAGGUCAACACCGAUGUGGAGCUGCUAAUGAAUGCUCCAGGUUUAGCAGAGACCACAGAAAAAGAUUUUGGUGCCUUUAUGAGUCGAUCAAUCCCUGUAGCUACCAAGGCAAGACAAGCCCACAACACUAUGCUAAAAUACACUCGUUGGCCAUGGUGGAAGAAGCUUGGAGACGAGUUUAUGGAGGAUGAUGUAAUUCCUGAUGAUGCUAUAAACACAGAACUGGAAACUCUCUUUAUUGGAGGAAGGAAAUCCUUUUAGGUAACAAGCAGAAGAAUUUCAUAUUCAACCAGACUCAUAUCUAGCACUAUGCACUCACUUGUGUAUGUUUUUAAGGAAGGAAAACAUUUGAAAAAGACUGAAAAAGACCAAGGCCUUAUUUUAGUCCAUUUUACUUAAUAAGAAUCCCUUCUUGUACAUCAAGAGUUGGAUCCUAUUGAUUGUGCUGUUGAAAAUAGGAUUUAGAUACUGUAAUUUUAAAUGAAGGUAUUUUGUAAUUUGUAUCUCUUUAAAAGUAAGUUCAUAACCUUUGGCUUUUCAGUUCUUAUUCACACUAGGAUGCAUAAAGAAUCUGGCCAUUGUAAAAGCCUGGGAUUUUAUAGCAAAACAUUUUAUCAGGUGAUGUGCUUUGAAAUAAAAAUGUGUCCAGAACAAA